Micropterus dolomieu (smallmouth bass) is the source of this 3840-nucleotide messenger RNA. Its product is annotated as heparan sulfate glucosamine 3-O-sulfotransferase 3B1-like. NCBI's taxonomy places the organism in Eukaryota, Metazoa, Chordata, Actinopteri, Centrarchiformes, Centrarchidae. The coding region runs from base 259 to 1458 and encodes 399 amino acids. The transcript has 2 exons. The record is from RefSeq and is a predicted model, not a curated record. Gene Ontology annotation, molecular function: [heparan sulfate]-glucosamine 3-sulfotransferase activity.
GCUGCACAGCGCUACAAUUCUCCAGAUUAUAACCACAACUAUGAUAAAAAAAAUCCUCAAUGCCUUUUCAUUCCUGGAUAUAUCAUCCUCUUCGAAUAUAUUUAGAUUAGUUUUUUUGUUUUAAUUUGUAAGUUUUAUUUAGGCCUAUUUUUAGUUUUAGGUGAGCAUGUGCGUAAUUUUGCGAGGGUUGCCGAGGUGCCACCGGGACUGAGUUGGGCAAUAUGCGCCGCUGGGAUAUGAUUUUCAACCGAAAGGCUUAUGGAAUAUAGCCUGAUUUGCCACAGCCUGUAUGCCCUCUGGUCUAGCCCCGUGAAGAAGAAACUAAUACUGCUCAGCAUCAUGUUUUUAAUCUGGGUAUACAUGCUGUACUCCUGCGUGGGCUACUGCUCCACCAUGCCAAGUUUGGUGGUGGACAGUUACCGGGGCAAGGAGUCUGGUUCGGCGGUUGGCAGAAGGACAGAUAGCAGCAGGACGGACCUGGUGUCCAGACUGCUGGCCAAACCGCAGCCGUGGGAGGAUAUAGAGAGCGACUACGAGGAGCCGUCCAUCAGGACCGCCGCGUCCAGAGACCUGCUCAAUAACGAGCUGGAGACGGACAGAGGCGACGACUGGGACGAGAUGCGGGGCGAGCAGCAGAGAGCCCCGGAGCCAAGCGCCAUGUCCAGCUUCUCCAACGGCUCCGGGAGCAAGAAGCUGCCGCAGGCAAUCAUCAUCGGGGUAAAGAAAGGAGGGACCCGGGCUCUGCUGGAGUUUCUCCGCGUUCAUCCCGACAUCAGAGCCGUGGGAGCGGAGCCGCACUUCUUCGACCGCAACUAUGAGAACGGACUGGAGUGGUACAGGGAGCUGAUGCCCAAGACGCUGGAGGGUCAGAUCACCAUGGAGAAAACCCCCAGCUACUUUGUGACCAGAGAGGCUCCAGCGAGGAUAUCCGCCAUGUCCCGGGACACCAAGCUGAUUGUGGUAGUGAGGGACCCCGUCACUAGGGCUAUCUCAGACUACACACAGACACUGUCUAAGAAGCCUGACAUUCCCUCUUUUGAGAGCCUCACCUUCAAAAACAGGACUACGGGGCUCAUCGACACCUCUUGGAGCGCCAUCCAGAUCGGCAUCUAUGCCAAGCACCUGGACAACUGGCUGCAGUAUUUCCCCAUGGACCAGAUCCUCUUUGUGAGUGGCGAGCGUUUGAUCAGCGACCCGGCUGGAGAGCUGGGCCGUGUGCAGGACUUCCUGGGUCUCAAGAGGAUCAUCACAGACAAACACUUUUACUUCAACCAGACCAAGGGAUUCCCUUGCCUGAAGAAGGCAGAGGGCAGCAGUAAGCCCCACUGCCUGGGCAAAACCAAAGGGCGGACCCAUCCGAACAUUGACCCUGAGGUGGUGCAGAGGCUACGGGACUUCUACAGGCCCUUCAACAUGAAGUUCUACCAGAUGACAGGACAUAACUUUGGUUGGGAUUGAUGUGAAAAUCAUGAAAGACAUUUUUUGUUGAUUUGUUGAGAAGUUAUUUUUUUCCCUCUAUAAUUCAAUGGCAAGAUGUGGAGAUAUUGCUAUAUAUAUGUAAAAUGUACAGAAAUCUAUUUUAUAAUAAUUUAUUUUUAUUUCUAAGCAAUUAAUUCACUAAGCUGCCUAACCAUAUUUGUACAUAACAUCUGGCCCAUAUGUUGUUUUUAACAUUCCUCAUUUUAAUUUGAAUUCUCCCUUGUGGUCCUGUAAACUCAGUGGAUUUAUUGGUGCUUAUAAUGCAGAUAAUCAGCGAUGACUGAACUAGAAAUUAGUGUGGAAAGUGUAAAAGCACCAUAUUACGGGUACAGAGUGCUCACAGAGAAGUGGAGAACACAUAUCCAUGUGCAUCCUCAUUUAUAUGUGCAUCAUAACUUUACCUUAAUUUGUUUCAAACCCUGUCAUUUGGUGUGGCUCUUUCUAUAACGUGUUUCACUGCAACACAGACCUUCCAGUUAAGUUUUCUACAAUCCAAUUUUCCUGCACUGGCAUUGGCCUGAACUGCAUAUCUCAUGCCCCUUUCCACUCAAUAACAGGAAGAUCAAUAGGCCUAAUUGAUCUUCAUUGUGUCACUCAUGCUUAAAGUAUACAGCAGCCCUUUCAUUCUCAGUGCUCCUGCUGCCUGCUCUAAUGAAUGGCCCAUCCAUCAAAUGUUAAAUCCUAUCCCCAACCACAUAAGGGCCCAUGUUAACAUUAUGCUAAUUGGGUAAAGGUAACUGGCAGUUCGAUCGAGCCUCCUCUCUCUAACUCCCCAUUAGAAACAGUGUUGGCUGAGAGCCAGGCUCUUGCCCUAUCCACUCAGUUCAAAGGUCACACAAAGUCUCAAUCAAAUUUCCUUGAGAGGCAUUUGAUUUGUUGAUGGAAACAGAGCUGAAACACUCAGGGGAGAGUGCCUUGUUUUCACAUGAGAUGGAAAAUCUUUGCGUGAGGUAGCAGAGGUAUAUCUGUCAGAAAUCAAGCAUAAAGACAGAAGAGAUGACAGACAAACAACAAGUAGGCCUCGCCUCACUGAAAUUGCGUGUCUUCAAACAGAAGUCCACCAGGCCCCAUCUUAGAUCCCAGACUAAAUAGAUCAAAGGAAGAGGAAAGGUUUCUGUGAAGCACUCUGAGCAGAGCAACAAUUGCCUCAGGCAGGGUUCAGUGUCUAAACUCUCUAGUGUCAUCAGAAAACCUCAUGUGCCAUCGUGCAUGGCCUAUAUACUUUAUGCCUUAUUCACUCUCCUCAUCCUCACACAUCUCAUCUCUCCACAACAGAUCUCAACUCUCUACUUGUUGCCAAAAAAAAAAACAACCUUUGGGUUGAUAUCAUGUUACACACAGCUUGAGUCCCUAUCUCUGCUUUUUCCCUGCAUUGCUUCUCUGUUUUUGUCUUUCUACUUGAAUUCUUGAUAUGCAAGAGGGAGAAAAUGCGUAGUUAUCAUUCUUUGAUGUGCCGCCCCAUCUCUUCGCAGCGGGUUGUACACUAUUAUAAGGGCACAGGGAGGUGGCCGUGCUAUGCGAUGUUAUGCUGUGCUACGCUAUGCUAUGCAUGCUCAAUGUGAUGGCCAUUAUGAAAAUGCAGGAAUAAUGGGAAGGGAUUAUUAGCGUCCAGAGGAGGGCUUCAUGUCUUUAAGAAGGGCCCAGAUUGAAUGUACACAACCUAUCCUCAUACAAAAGUCCCUCAAAUCAAAUUUAAAGGUCAGAUGGUCACUCACUUUUAGUUAAAAGUUCAAUUUCAAUUGUCCCCUUUUCCCUUUGAAGUUACGAAAAUGUGCCUGUUUAACUAUCCUAGCCAACAGAGCCCUGCCCCUGUCAUUAAAACAGAUAAUGACCCUAAUUCAGCUAUUUCUCGUAUUUUCCAGUUGAGACCAGUUGUCUGGUUCAGCCUCAAAGCAAUGGUUGGUAGCAGGGGAGAUGGAGGCUUGUUACACUGUAUUUUUUGUAAUGCUGUCCUUUACUUUCACUCUGCCAGAGCAAGAUACCCCUAGUGAGAAUUUAUGUGUAGAAAGCCUUUGUCCCCCCUUCUCUCUUUAGUGCAAUGUUUGAUUAUAAAAAAAAAGCAUUUAUGAUGACCUCUCUUGGCAAGCUGUCACAUUCUGGAAGGAAAGUCCGACAUUUUCCCUGUAACUGAUGGAGUACUGCAUUUGAAUUCUGGUCAAGUUCAUGUAACUGAGGGAAUAUUUGAUAAAACAAAAACAACUGGCACUCAUGGAUUUACUCCAUGUUGUUGCAUUGGUUAUGGUUGAGUUUUAUUCAACCUGUUUUGAGAUCUAAAAAUGUUAAAAAUGUUUGUCUUACCCACAUAUAAUAUGUAUUUAGACUAGCAAAUCUGUAUGUACAAAAAUGAAAAAGACAUGUAAA